AUGGAGAUUAAUUGGAUCGUGGGAGAGGCGAACGUCGGGGUCGAAAGGAUAUGUCCUGGGAUACAUAUUACACAAAGUCAAUGGCAAGCUGAAUGGAACGAACCAUUCCAACCAGAGCAAAAUGAUGAUCUCUCCGACCCUGUCUGUUCCAUCCCGCAGUUUAUUUGGUCAUUUGCCAGUGUGAUAAUUGUAAAUCCGGCCGGAGCCACCCGCACAAGCAUUCCUAUCGUCGAUUUAGUCCACGCAACUAAUCGUCAAUCAGCUGUUGAAAUUAUUAUGUGUGAUGGUUUUACAGGGCAACUCAAGAAAAUAAAUGAAGACGUGAUGGCGAGGUUUUCUUGGUGGAGUCCUAAAUUUAACGACGGUACUGUCGAGUCUGUGCGUGACCGCUUGAUUGAAGAUAUCAUGGGUCUAUUUGGUGGAGAUGGCAACCAACUGGACCAACAUCAUCUUGAAGCAUUGCGAAACCAGUUCCCAAUAUCCAACGCAUUCAAGAUCCAAGAGCAAUACGGUGACAAUUCUUUCACUUACACCAUAGAGGAACUGUGUGAGUUUUACGCAAGAGUGAUGAGACUCGAGGUCGAGCAGCUACGUUUCAAAGUUUUGGGGACAUAUUUAUACAAACAAGAAAUAAUGCAUGCUGUUUGUGUUUGUGGUGGUGAAGAUGCAGAAGAAAUGUUCAACAUAUAUCCAGAUGUUUCAACACCAGAGGAUGGCGAUGGUGCUGUGGUAACCCGAAAUGCCGACGGUAAUUGGGAGUGGAAAGCUCAAGCCACUGCGACAGAGAUGUUGCAGUUUAAUGGGGUGAAUGUUUUAAAGUAUCGCCGAUGGGAACAUGUGGCGUUUGCAUUUUACUUACCUCCCGAACACCAUUUAUUACACGUUGAUGAUAUCGAACGUCACUAG
This is a messenger RNA of Paramuricea clavata, 906 nucleotides long. NCBI's taxonomy places the organism in Eukaryota, Metazoa, Cnidaria, Anthozoa, Malacalcyonacea, Plexauridae. The record is from the annotation of a GenBank genome assembly.